Molecule: messenger RNA, 1296 nt
Organism: Panicum virgatum (switchgrass)
Lineage: Eukaryota; Viridiplantae; Streptophyta; Magnoliopsida; Poales; Poaceae
Product: ankyrin repeat and SOCS box protein 14-like
Exons: 8
Coding region: 82-822 (246 amino acids)
Molecular function (GO): protein binding
Source: RefSeq, a predicted model, not a curated record
UCUAACUAUACAAUUGCAGAGGAGUUAUUGUCAAGAGGAGCAAGUGUUGACCUUUUAUGGGAACAUAGAAGUCCACUAUGUAUGGCUGCCCAAUGGGGAGAUACAAGAAUGAUGAAAUUAUUGUUGCAUCAUAAGGCACAUCCUAACAAUUUGUUACAACAUACACCACUGAAAGCAGCAAUCUUCGCUCGUUCAUUGAUAGGCGUGGAAUUACUUAUCAAGGCUCAUGCUGGCGUUAAUUUUGGUCGGCCUCAAACUCCGCUGACAGCAGCUGCAGCCACUGGCUUAACUGACUUCGUCAAGUGUUUGUUGGGAGCUGGUGCCGAUGCAAACAUACCUGAUGCUAGUGGUAGGAUUGCGAUAGAAAUUGCUGCAAUCCAAGGAUGGUGGGAAUGUGUUGAGGUUCUUUUCCCUGUAACGACCCCUUUGGCUAGAGUUGCAGACUGGAGCAUCGAUGGAAUAAUUCAACAUGCAAAACUUUUGAGUUCUGGGCCACAAGAUCAUGUGCUCUAUGAAGGUGAUGAUGAUUAUGAAGCAGAAGGGGAUGCCACAUUCGAUAGAAGGGAUUAUUCUCAUGCAUUGACCCUAUAUACUAUGGCAAUGGAAAUUGACCCUGAGAAUUCAAGCUUGUAUGCAAAGAGGAGCCUUUGCUUUCUGAAUACAGGACACGAAGUAAAGGCUUUGGAGGAUGCUACUACCUACAAAGAUAUGCAGCCGGAUUUGUCAAAAUCCUGCUAUGUGCACAGAGCAGCUCUACUUCUGGUGGAGGAGUGUGGCAAGGCCUCUGAAGCAGUCUUGUCCAGUUUGAACUUGGAUAUUUGAAGCGAAAGCAUUCGGGGAAGGGCCAUCCGUGAAGAAAGAUUGUUAGUGUAAAGACCAGAAGAGAUUAAGAGAAGAAAGUCGUUACUGCACAGGAGCACAGGCAAGAAGUGUUGUUGAUAUCUGUUACUCGUGGUCGUAUAGCACACAUGCAAGAACAGGAUGUUAGUUGUUACUACUUACUACGAUACUAACGGAAGUCUCUCCGUCGGAAAACCUGCGGAGCUCUGUACGUGCAUUGUGUACGUGCUCUGCGUAUACUAAUUACUAAAGCUGUGAAACUGGUCCGAUGCUGGACCCGCCACUUAUAUAGGAUCAAACUGUGCAGUAGAGCUUAAUCCAGAUGAUAGUGUGGGUUGUGCUAACAUUGGUAACACCAAAUAAGUUCGGUGUAUUCCUAGGUCACAAAGCCGUUCUUCUGGAGGGACCUUAGCUUGAAUGUUGUUGUUAGUUACGUAACGUGGUCGAUACCUUUAU